AUGAGCGCCUGGAUUGGCGUCGACACGUACAAAGAUUAUUUCAAUUCCCCCAAUUCCGACCUGCAGGGUGGAAUCACGGCAUCCAUGUCGGCAGGUUCAUUCGCUGGAUCCAUCGCAGCCGGUUGGCUAUCAGAUAUCCUCGGUCGUCGCUACGCUCUUCAGAUCGCCUCACUAAUCUGGAUUGUGGGCGCCAUGGUCCAGUGCAGUGCGCAAAAUGUAACGCACCUCGUCGCCGGUCGUGUCGUCAGUGGAUUGGCCGUCGGAAUCACCUCCUCGCAAGUAUGCGUUUAUCUCUCAGAACUGGCACCGGCCAAGAUCCGUGGUCGUGUGGUCGGUAUUCAGCAAUGGGCGAUCGAAUGGGGUAUUCUGAUCAUGUACUUGAUCGCCUAUGGCUGUGUGGUGGGUGUAUCCGGACCUGCCGCGUUCCGGAUUUGCUGGGGUGUGCAAGCUGUCCCAGGCCUGAUCCUCUUCAUCGCCUUGUUCUUUUUCCCCGAGUCGCCUCGCUGGCUUGCCUCGAAGGAACGUUGGGAGGAGGCUUUGGACACAUUGGCUACUAUCCAUGCCAAUGGGGAUCGUCAUGACCCGGUUGUGCAGGUUGAGUUCGAGGAGGUGCAAGAGGCCGUUCGUGUGGCUCAUGAGUCUCACGAUGUUUCCUUCUUGGCAUUGUUUGGUCCCCGCGUUUGGAAGCGGACAAUGUGUGGAAUGAGUGUGCAAAUGUGGCAGCAACUGCUGGGCGGUAAUGUUGCCAUGUAUUACGUUGUUUACAUCUUCGAGAUGGCUGGCAUGACCGGUAACACCACACUGUGGUCCUCUGCUAUUCAAUACGUGAUCUUCCUGGUGACCACUGGAGUCAUGCUUCCUUUCAUCGAUCGCGUGGGUCGCAGGAACCUGCUAUUGAUUGGAUCCGUCACUUGCAUGGUGGUGCACUUCAUCAUUGCCGGUGUCAUGGCAAGCCACGGCAGACCCGUCCCGGACGUGAAUGGAAAUGCCAACUUGACCUGGGAGAUCAAAGGCAGUGCCGGAAUGGCAGUUAUUGCGUUCUCAUACAUCUUCACUGGAAUCUACGGUCUCACCUGGGCUCCGACCGGAUGGAUCUACGCAUCUGAGGUUUUCCCUUUGAAGUACCGAGCCAAGGGUGUUGGUAUCUCUGCCGCGACCAACUGGAUUUUCAACUUCGCCUUGGCGUACUUCGUUGCCCCUGCCUUCCACAACAUCCAGUGGAAGACUUAUAUUAUCUUCGGAGUCUUCUGCUGCGUCAUGACUAUUCAUGUGUUCCUCAUGUACCCCGAGACUAAGGGCAGGUCGCUUGAGGAGAUCGACUUGGUCUUCGAUACUGAUGUGAAGCCAUGGCAAACUCACAAGAUUGGUGAUAUCUUCGGAGAAGAGAUUGAGCGUCGCAAGGAAGAAGGUCCCAAGAAAGAUGUUGCUGGUACCGAUCAUCAAGAGGUGGUGUAA
Penicillium olsonii is the source of this 1455-nucleotide messenger RNA. Lineage: Eukaryota; Fungi; Ascomycota; Eurotiomycetes; Eurotiales; Aspergillaceae. The record is from the annotation of a GenBank genome assembly.